GGUAACCUUUCUUAAUAUGUUAUAUCAUGUUCUACUAACCAUUUGUUUUUUAUCAGAGAUAUCAUUGGGGGAGUUGUAGAAGUGGAAAGACACGGGCUUGUGGCCAAAUUAAACACCAAAGAUAUUGGGAUUAUUAAUGGUCAUGCCAAGCUGAUGAAGCUUUCGAGUUCUAAUGGGUGUCAGCUUUUAAUGCAAAGGCAAAAUCUAAAAGCAUUAAUGGAAGAAUUGUUAGGACUGAGUCAUAAUUCGAAGGAAUUAGGAGAUUUUUACUCUCGGGUUAACAGGUUUCCUAUGUGUCGACUUGGCCACCUAAGAAAUCAUCCGUUGUUGUUGACGCCAAAAGAAAGAUUUCUCCUCCCUGUUAUAGCGAUUAUUCUUCUGAAUUACGGGAGGACUGCAUCAACUUGGAGAACAUCAUACAAUCAACAAUUUAAACCUCAUAAAGUGGAUAUAAAGAAAAAAGUUCAAGGAGAUAGGGAGUAUUGGAGAAUUUUCACUCAUAGAGAGAUGAGCCGUUACCAACCGACGCCAGCAAAUCAAGUUGUUUUUAGCCAAAACGCCAAAUCUCAUUUAAAUGAUGAGUAUCAAUGUAAAACCCUUGAGGAGGUGGAGGAGGACCUAAAUAGGUUUUUCCCAAACAUGCUCCCUGAUCUUAAUGCAUUUUUGAUGGAUCAAGGGAUCGAUGCUUUUCAUAAAGAAAAUGACAAAUAUGGAGAAGAUGUCCUUAGCCAUUUGCACCCUAUCCUAAAGCGUUGCAUGUUCAAAAAUGGUGAUUGGGAUACUAAAUACUUUUGUGAGAUUUGUCGAUUGAUUUUCUCCUUAAUUGAGAUCUGUUCUUAUGUGAUACCUGAGGCUUCUCAGAGUCAAGACCUAUCAAGCGAUCAAACCAAUUUUAAAGAAAAAAUUCAGUAUCUACUUAAAUAUGUUCCCAGUAGCUACCAGCUAAAGGAACCGCUAGCAAAUCCUAAAGAUAUCAGGUGUGGAUCAAGUAUAGCAGGUUUCUUAUUUCAGUUGGCAAGUCAUUUGGGUCAAUUAGCGGGAAAACGACCAAAGUAAUUUCUUGGGGAUCAAUUUAUGUGAAAGACCUAAGUCAUGAUAAAAGGCACUGGCCUCCAAAGAGAAAUCUUUUGAAGAAACAAAAAAAAUUUUGUGGUG
This is a messenger RNA of Quercus lobata, 1155 nucleotides long. RefSeq lists its product as uncharacterized. The record is from RefSeq and is a predicted model, not a curated record. The transcript is spliced from 7 exons. Lineage: Eukaryota; Viridiplantae; Streptophyta; Magnoliopsida; Fagales; Fagaceae. The coding region runs from base 154 to 1056 and encodes 300 amino acids.